CCUCCACGUCUCUGGCAUUCCGGCCCGAUCACCUCGAGCUGAGCAGGCUGUUAGCAUCCCGCGCAGAACAAUCUUGGGUCUUCUAGAUUCCUGCUUGCUAGAGUCUUUAGUUGCCCCGCUGCGUUAUUUCUUCCUUCGAAUUCACAGUAAUUCCCACAAUGUCGGAACCAGUGUCGGAUCCGAUGGGAUCUUCGCCCUCCCCCCAACCUGAUCUAGGUCGUGACCGUCUUCCGACUCUCUUCGAGGUCCUCAGCCGGCGGACGCUCCCUCCAGUCGACUUGUUUUCAUUCUACAUCUACAUGAGAGACCAGCAGCGUUCAGUUGACUAUCUCGACUUCUGGCUUGAUGUUGCUCAACACAUGUCUCUAUGCCGCCAUUAUGUCCGUGAGCUACGGCGCUCCGUCCUAGUCGGUACCCCUGAACUAGACAAGGGCUCAAAGCGGUCUUCUGCCAUCUUAGAGGGCUUAGGAGACAUGCACCACCCUGCAGCCGGACCGUCGAUGUACGCCACAGAAAAGGAGAGGGGCGUGGAUGCGCAGUUGUCAUCCUUCCUGCGGGAAGAGCGCGCAGAUAACCAUGACUCUCCGCAAAGUAGCAACGACAGACGGGACCGACCGAGUCCAAACGUUGGCUCGGCGAGAGAUGUUACGACGGACUCCAACUCGCCCGCCCAUACUGUGGCGCGGAACGACAUUAGAGCUUCCGCCGAGAAGAUACUCUAUACGUAUCUGAUGCCGAAUGCGGAGCGCGAGAUUACACUGCCCGGUUCGAUAACGGCAGAUGUCACGACGGCCAUCGAGGAGUUUGGACGUGAUGAUCCCGAGGUGUUUGAUGUCGCCAAGGACUACGUCUUCCAAGCGAUGGAGCGAGAUGCGUUUCCCGGCUUUCUCAGAAUGAAGGCUCUCGGGAAUCUCAUCCCCCCGACACUCAUCAUGCGUCUCAUUCUUGGUCUGGUAUCCAUGUUUGGUGGUUUCUGGGCGGCCUUUAUCCUGAUUUUUCUCAAUGAGUCACGGAGAACUAGGCUCUGGCUCGUCUUACCGUUCACCGUCGGUGUCUACUGUCUCGCUUCAUAUCAGUAUUCUCUGGAUCCCAUUCUUGCUCUCUUUGGAGCGAGCGAAUACACGCCCUUCAACUUCUCUCGAGUUCGGGAGGCCUACGUCCGGAGGAUGCUUGCCCGGCGGGCCUUGACCGUCCUCGCGGUCACGGUACUCAUUGACGCAGCGCUUUGUGUGCUCUUCAUACUUGUUCCCGGAAAGCGACUCUGAGUGAGGUUUUGGGCUCGGCACACUUCAGCAGCCCGUUGCUGCGGUUGCUCUCUUGCUUACACGAAAAUCAACAUAUACAACGUGUUGCUACCGGCAUCUUUGAAAAGCAAUCAUGCA
Molecule: messenger RNA, 1382 nt
Organism: Lasiosphaeria miniovina
Lineage: Eukaryota; Fungi; Ascomycota; Sordariomycetes; Sordariales; Lasiosphaeriaceae
Product: RGS domain-containing protein
Exons: 3
Coding region: 159-1265 (368 amino acids)
Biological process (GO): intracellular protein localization
Cellular component (GO): plasma membrane
Source: RefSeq, a predicted model, not a curated record